ACGGAGAGAGCAGCGGCAGCAGCUGGGAUUAGCCAUCGUUGCAAAAUGCUAACUGGCAAGACUUUGCUUGCUUGUGAUGAUACAAGCAUAGGAUUGACUUGCAAGGGGUAAAUUGGAAGCUUCGCCUCUAUAAGGUGGAAUAAUUAUAAUUCACCCCUUCUGAUUCAUUCUUCAAGAAAAUGGGAAAUUCUUAUGCGGGGCAACUUAACUCAACACGUUUUGAAGAAGUAUUGCAUAAUUCUAUUGAAGCUUCUCUCCGAUCCAGUAAUUUAGUCCCAAGGCCCAUUUUUUCACAGCUAUACUUAGAAGCCGAGCGGCAGCUUUCGUCUCUAGAAGCAGGCAUUAGGGUAGAUAAUGAGGAAGAGGAGGAGGAGGAAGAUGAUGAUGAUGAUGAAGGUUCAGAAACAAGUAGCCCUCCUGUUACUUAUCAGAUGAAAUCACCACCUGAAGGUUGUUGCACUACCGAUGGUUUCUGUCAGACUGGUAAAGACCUCAGGCUAGCAUCCAUUUUGAAUGAACCGAUUGAAGUGCCUUCAGGAUUUUUACUGGUUGGUGCAAAGUCACCAACCUUACCUGAUCAUCUUUUGGUGUGUGCUGUGGAUAAGCGAUUCCUGCCCGAUGACUACGGGCACAAUGCAUUACUAGGUUUCUCUGGAAACUGUGUUGGCUGUGGCAAGAAAGGAUUCUGCUACUUUACUGAGUUUUCUAAUCAUAUCAAUCUAAAGCUGACCUCUCAGCCCAAGAAACAGAAACAUUUGAAGUAUUAUCUGGUCAGGAAUGCGCAGGGGACCCUUACCAAAGGCUCUGCAAUCUGCUGGAAGGGGGCAGAAUUCAGAAACCGACAAUCCUCCUCCAACACUUCUUCCCAUACGUUGUUUCAGCCUCCAGAGAAUACAGUCUCUUCAGCAACUGUUACGAACGAACCAUUCCUAGCAGCACAUCCAGUAGGUCAAGCUGGAAUUCAUCAAACAACUCCUGACCACCUCCCAUCAGCUACUUGCCAUCCAGCCUACAAUGGGAAAGACUCUUCUUAUCAACACUCACUAAAAAGCAAUUCACCUUCCGUGACAAAACCAUCGGCAUUAGGUACUUUAACAAACCCGGGACCUCCCAAAAAACGCCACAAAGGAUGGUCACCAGAGUCUCCCUCCUCCAAUGAAGCCUGGAAUAUGCAGUCCAACUCACAAAUCCCAACUAGAAAUAAAAAUGAUGGCGGAGGAGGGCUCCCCAGUUUACCUCAUGCUACUUUGGUAGGACCAGCAUCUUCUCCAAUAGUGGCUUCAGGGGAGCCAGUUUCGGUUCCUGAAAAUUUGCUUAAAAUAUAUAAAGCAAAACCAGUCAUAUUUAAAGGGCAUGGGAACUUCCCUUACCUUUGUGGGAACCUUAAUGAUGUCAUAGUGAGCCCUCUUUUGUAUACAUGUUAUAAGAAUGCACAGUCUCUGUCUAGGUCUUAUGAACAAUAUGGAGCCUCCACUGUACAGCCAAUUUCAGAGGAAAUGCAGCUCUUGUUAACAGUGUACUACCUUGUUCAGCUUGCUUCAGACCAGGUACCUUUGAUUGAGGAUUUGGAGCAGAUCUUCAUGCGUUCAUGGCGGGAGAUGUACCUCUCUGAAAUCCGUCAGUAUCAGCAGGCCAUUCCUCAAGCUUUUCCUCACAUUCCUGGCCCCAUUGCCCCGGUCACCUCAGCUCAGCUCCCCUGGCUAGCAGGCUUGGCAGCCAGUUCAUGCAACGACAGCGUCCACAUCAUUGAGUGCAGCUAUUCGUUGGCUGAAGGGCUUUCAGAAAUGUUCAAGAUGCUCCUUGAAGGAAAGCUGGCAAAGACCAACUAUGUGGUGAUCAUCUGUGCUUGUAGAAACAGAACCAUAGACUCUUGCAUUGUGGUUACAGGGAAAUAUCAAGCAAGAAUACUCUCUGAAAGCAUGCUCACUCCAGCAGAAUAUCAGAAAGAAGUUAGCUAUGAGCUAGUUACUGGGAAAGGAGACGUUCUUGGACCAUUUUUCAGUUCUCUCUGCCCAGAUGGUGACCUCGACGUUCUGUUGGAUAAAUAUUAUCAAGAAAAUAGAACCCACAUAUCAUCAUCUCUCUCUGCUUCUGCAAAUAAACCGGCAACCCUGGAUGUAACUGGAGCAGCUGUGUGUACAAGUUAUAACCUUGAGCGGCAUCAGAUCCGCCCUUUCCAGCUCACUGUGGCCCAGAAAUUGCUCUCUCAUGUUUGCUCCAUUGCAGAUUCCAGCACCCAAAACCUUGACCUGGGUUCCUUUGAGAAAAUAGAUUUCCUGAUAUGUGUGCCUCCUUCAGAAGUGACAUAUCAGCAAACCCUCUUCCACCUCUGGCAUUCAGGUGUUUUAUUGGAGCUUGGCUUGGAGAAGGAACAUCUGACAAAAGAGCGGGUGGAACAAUACGUUGUCAAGCUUGACGCUGAUGCCCAGUUAAAGUUUAAAGCUUUCUUGCAGAACUCUUUGCAGAACCCACACACCCUGUUUGUACUCAUCCAUGACCACGCUCACCGGGACCUUGUAAGCGCAGUUCAUAGCCUGUACCCUCACUCAGAUCCAGCUGUGGGACUCGUGGACAGACUGCUGAAUUGUAGAGAGGUGAAGGAAGCUCCCAACAUUGUCACUCUUCAUGUGACUUCCUUUCCUUAUGCAUUGCAGACCCAAUACACCCGGAUUAGCCCUUAUAAUGAAAUCCACUGGCCUUCGUUAUAUAACAAUGGCAUGGACUUAUAUCAUGAAAACAAGAAGUACUAUGGAUUGCAUGAAUUCAUUGAAUCCACACUUUCUGGACACAGUCUUCCAUUGCUUCGUUAUGACAGCUCUUUUGAAGCAAUGGUCAUGGCUUUGGGGAAAAGGUUUCCUCGGCUGCAUAGUGCAGUGAUAAGGACAUUUGUUCUUGUCCAGCACUACUCCGCAGCCAUGAUGGCAGUCUGUGGCUUAUCUCAGAUGAAAAAUUAUACCACUGUCGAAACUUUAGAGAUCACGCAGAACCUCAUCAACUCUUCACAGCAGUGUCCCAGUGGACAUGGGCUGAUGGUGGUCUUAAGGAUCCCUUGCAUGCCAUUGGCUGCGGUGGCUUAUGAGCGCCUCAUCCACGUGAGGGAAAGGCUUGCUUUGGAGGGCCGUUUUGAAAUCAUCCUGGGGAAUCCCAACUCCGGAAUCAACGUGGGGAAGCACUUUGUGGAACAACUCAAGAACUGGCAGAAAAUUGAAGAUGCUGAUUGGAAACCUCAGACAUAUUUGGAACUGGAGGGUCUACCUUGCAUUUUGAUUUUCAGUGGAAUGGAUCCUCAAGGAGAAUCCCUGCCAAGAUCCUUGAGAUACUGUGAUCUACGGUUGAUAAACUCCUCAUGCCUGGUGAGAACAACUCUGGAGCAAGAGCUUGGCUUGGCAGCCUAUUUUGUCAAUUCUGAAAGUACAGUGGAGAAAGGAGGAACCACAAAUGAUGUCUUGGAGAGUGACCCAGAAAAACUGAGCAGUACUGAUAAUGAGGAUGAAGAAAUAGUAACGGAAGGCUCAGCUUCUGAAAGAAGAAGCCCUGUGAAUAGGGAGAGAUCUGGCUCUCGUGAUUCUGCCGAUUCUUCUGUCUCUUCAAAAGCAUCAAGUGCGCCCUUUUGCAGUGAAGCAUCUGCAGGGGAGGUAGGAAAAAAGUCACCUCAGCAGAUGUUAAGCAGCAGUAAUGAAGAGAGUGUGAACAGCACUGAGAAGCCAAGACCCAAAGUGGAGAAAGAGCUUAAACAGACCACGAAAGCUGCUCAGGCUUCCAUCUCUUCGUCGUCACCUUCUCCUUUCUCAUCGUCCUUGGCUUCUUCUCUCCCCACCCAUAGUGCCUUGCCUCUGCAGGGCUCUCAGUGUUCCAUGGCCAAAACAUCCCAGCAACCUCCCAUCGUUUACCUUCCCAAACUGAUGUAUGAUAUCGUGACCUCUGCAGACAGCACAGGUCUUCCCAAAUCCUCCUCCCUCUUGCCUUACCAUUCAGUAAUGUGGGCAAGCUCUUUUCGCCCUCUCAUGAAUAAAAUGAUGACCUCCACAGAGCAGUCUCUCUAUUAUCGCCAGUGGACAGUUCCCAAGCCAAGCCACAUGGACUACAACAAUAGAAAUGAAGGGAGGAUGGACACUUUUCAUCCGAGGAGGCUGCUGCUGAAUGGGCCACCCCAGAUAGGAAAGACUGGUGCUUAUCUGCAGUUUCUUAGCAUUUUAUCUCGAAUGUUGAUUCGGCUGACAGAAGUGGAUGUUUAUGAUGAAGAGGAGAUUAAUGUUGAUCUGAAAGAAAAUUCAGAACAAUAUUAUCAUCAGCCAGGAGACGUGUGGCCUGAUUUAGAAACAUUUAAAAAGAUGCCUUUUGAUUAUACAAUCCAUGAUCCGAAAUAUGAAGAUGCAAGUCUCAUUUGUUCAACAGUGCAGAAAACGAAGAGUGACGAUAGAUCAAUAAAGAGAAAACCAGAGGAUCUGUACAUGCGCCGUCAGACAACUCGGAUGAGAUUAUCCAAAUAUGCUGCUUACAACACUUACCAUCAUUGUGAACAGUGUCAUCAAUAUAUGGGCUUUAAUCCCAGGUAUCAGCUUUAUGAAUCCACCUUGCAUGCUUUUGCCUUUUCCUAUUCAAUGCUUGGAGAAGAAAUUCAGCUACACUUCAUUAUCCCCAAAUCGAAGGAGCACCAUUUUGUCUUUAGCCAUCCAGGAAGGCAGCUGGAAAGUAUGAGAUUGCCUCUUGUUACAGAUCAGAGCCAGGACUACAUAAAGAGCCCUACUUUCACUCCUACGACAGGACGCCACGAACAUGGACUUUUUAAUCUUUAUCAUGCAAUGGACGGAGCCAACCAUUUGCAUGUUUUGGUUGUCAAAGAGUAUGAAAUGGCAAUAUAUAAAAAAUAUUGGCCCAAUCACAUCAUGCUUGUUCUGCCAAGUAUUUUCAACAGUGCUGGAGUGGGAGCUGCUCACUUCCUAAUAAAAGAACUGUCUUACCAUAAUUUGGAGCUGGAACGAAAUCGGCAGGAAGAGCUUGGCAUUAAGCCUCAAGAUGUUUGGCCUUUCAUCGUCAUCUCUGAUGAUUCCUGUGUGAUGUGGAAUGCUGUUGAAAUUGAUUGUUCUGGUGACAGAAAAAGUGAAUAUACCUGGAGAGAAAAGAAUAUUUCCCUAAAGCAAAUUCUUCAGCACAUUGAAUCGACUCCCAGUGUCACCCACUAUGCCUUGAUUGGCAUGAGGAAGUGGUCCAGUAAAACUAGGAUUGGAGAUAUCAAGGAGCCAUUCUCAUGUUGCCAUGUGCAUGACUUCAUCAUGCUGAAUGUGGACCUGACCCAGAAUGUCCAGUAUAACCAGAACAGAUUUGUUUGUGAUGAUGUGGAUUUCAAUCUACGCGUCCACAGUGCAGGCUUGAGGAUCUGCCGAUUCAAUCGAUUUAGUGUCAUGAAGAAGCAAAUAGCAGUAGGAGGACAAAGGUCUUUUCAUAUCAAAUCAAAGGUGUCAGAUAAUUUAAUGAGUAUUGGUCCAGCUCAAUAUAUAUGUGCCCCUGACAGCAAGCAUACAUUCUUGGCAGCUCCUGCUCAGUUAUUGCUUGAAAAAUAUCUCCAGUAUCACAGCCAUCGCUUCUUCCCUCUUUCACUGAAGAAUUACAACCAGCCAGUGCUGUCUGUGGAUUGUUACCUUAAUUUAGGAUCACAGAUUGCAGUUUGUUAUGUUAGUUCCCGGCCUCAUUCUCUGAAUGUCAGCUGCUCUGAGAUGAUAUUCAGUGGACUCUUGCUGUAUCUCUGUGAUUCCUUUGUUGUAGCCAGCUUCUUGAAGAAAUUCCACUUUUUGAAAGGUGCCACCUUAUGCGUCAUUUGCCAAGAUAGAAACUCCCUUCGCCAAACUGUUGUCCGGCUGGAACUGGAAGAUGAGUGGCAAUUCCGGCUAAGAGAUGAGUUUCAAACUGCCAAUGCCAAAGAAGACAAGCCCCUCUUUUUUUUGACAGGACGCCAUAUUUAAUAAGAAAUUAUCUGACAUCUUCAAGGAGUUUCUUUCAACCAAAAAUAAAUCGUGAAAAUAGUGAGGGAAAUUAAAUAUUCAGCUAAAAAAAAACCCCAUAAUGUAGACAAAAAUGUAGGCAAAUUGGAAAUAUCUGUAUUAUAGUUUUAUUUUAUUUGACAUAUUUGUGUUUAUAAUUACAGACUGUGUCAGUUACCUUUUAUAAUUUAAGAUGUUUAAACUGUUCCUUUUGUGUCAGGAGCAGAGUGGAAUUUCUGCUUGUUAUAGUUGAAUUGUUUAUAGGCUCUCUUUGUCUUUGUUUUGGUUGUAUAAAUUAUAGAUAUUAUUUUGUCAUGAAAUACUUGGGGUGGUAUGGUUCAACAUUUAGACGUAGAUUCCCUUCUUAACCUUUUCUUGAAUUAGAGGUCAGUAGGCAGAAAAUGCUCCAUUCUUAGUAUAUAGUGCAGCUGAUAAGUGAACAGCUAUUGUGAAAAAGAUUUGGGUACAGCGCUAGAGGCAAAAAUGAAGUGGGCAGUUGUCCCAUUCAAGCCCCAAUGAAAUGAAUGGGAAACAUGAAGAGCUUGGCAGUGUGUAUCAGACUUAGUGGGAAUUGCAGAAAACAACUGUCCAAGGGAUUGUGCCUUAUAGUUCCAUUUUAAUGAAAAUGGAUGCUUAGGCCUUUACCCUACUAGUAAUUUUGAACCCCCUUUCCAUUGCUGAAGUGAUUCAAAGCCCGUCCUCAUUACAUUGGAUAAGCCACAACACUGGGCGGAUGAUUCUAAAGCAGGGGUAGUCAACCUUUUUAUACCUACUGCCCACUUUUGUAUCUCUGUUAGUAGUAAAAUUUUCUAACUGCCCACCGGUUCCACAGUAAUGCACCAUGUAUCGUCAUCUGCGCAGCCUCUCACGCAUCGUAGAUUGGAUUUGGGGGGGGGGGCACCGGCUACCAGCUCUGCUUGUCUGUUACAGCUGGGUGGUGUGGGGGGAGAUGCGCGAGCUAUUCUGGAACAAGGCUCUUUUGUUUGCAGUCGCACUAUAGCGCCAUUUAGUUUCACUUACGUAACAUGAACUAAACUUAUGUGUGGGCUAUACAAAUAGUAUAUUUUCAAAAAUUGUCAUGGGGAAUUUUAUGAAAACCUAAUGAAAAUGUUUUAAAAUAAUGCUAUGAUUUUUUUUUUAAAAAAGUCAAUUAAAUAAAAAAAAAGGAAAGUGGUUCAGUAUCGGACAAAAGCCCUACCACCCACCAUGAAAGCUGGAAUGCCCACUAGUGGGCGGUAGGGACCAGGUUGACUACCACUGUUCUAGAAGAUGCUACUGUAAUGAUUUCCCUCAUCCUAGUCUCAGAACUGUUGUUUGUUCUAGGUAAUUUUUUAAGUGGAAGCAUUUAUAGGACCCUGAUAAGGAGAUAGUUCCUUUCCAGUUUCCUCAAUGCCUUCUACAAUAACAGAGCUUUUAAUAUCUAAUCCAGGGGUGAAAUCCAGCAGGUUGUGACAGGUUCUAGAAAACAGGUAGGGAACAUUUUGAGUAGUUCGGAGAACCGGCAAAUACCACCUCUGGCUGGCCCCAGAGCGGGGUGGGAAUGGAGAUUUUGCAAUAUCCCUCCCCCAGAAGUGGGGGGGAAUGGAGAUUUUGCAGGAUCCUUCCCCUGGAGUGGGGAGGGAAUGGAGAUUUUGCAAGAUCCUUCCCUGCCCACCAAGCCAUAGCCACAGAACCAGUAGGGAAAAAUUUUCACCCUGAUCUAAUCUCAUUGGAAAAGAGAGAGAGGGAAAUAUUGAGGGAGAUAUUCAAAGAUGUAUCGCCUUGAAAGUAGCCCAUAUUGAACUGUUUAUCACAAAUAUUGACAGUUGACCACAGGACAUGUUCUAUGACAUUUUGUAUUAUGUCACUAAUGUUUUAUGAUAACUUUUAUGUAUAAAGUGUUUUAUAAAAUUUCAAGCCCACAGGAGUCACAGGUUCUGGAUUUUGAGUAUAUUUUGUAAAUUAGCCCUUUUUGAAGUACCGUCAUUCAAUAACUGUUGCCUACAAUACACUGUUUCAUCCAGCUAAAGAUUAUACACAGACAGACAGAGUUUUAAUAGUAUGUUAGACAACCCAUGACCCGUUGGGUCAUUGUUUCAAAGACAUUGCCUUUCCAGAUUCACUAAAACCUUCAACCAUAGUAGAACUUCUAAUGUAAUGGAAAAGUUUUUUAAAAUCCAGGGACAUAUUCGGAGAUGUAUCUGCUUUGAAAGUAGCCCAUGUUUGGACUGUACAGCACAAACAUCAGCAGUUGAUCACAGGGAAUGUUCUCUGACAUUUUGUAUUAUGUCAGGGGAAAAAAGACAUUUUUUCCUAGGGUUAAACCAGAAGAGGGGAACUGCAUCCACAGACCAGAGGCCUGCUUCAGUGCAAUUCAUUUUCUGCUUAUAACAUUAUUUACAGCUAUCAGCACUGGAAUGGGGAUAAGGAAUCAUCAGAUGCUGGAAAACUUCAUCUGUCAAAGGAUUUGGCAAUAAAUCACAACAGGAAAAGAACAAAUUGAUUGUCCUCCCUAACUCCUUGAUGAGCAACCAGUUCUUCAUUUCUUCAAUUUUAAUUAAAAUGUCUAAUUUUUCAGGAACAUUCUUGUAAAGGGACAUGACACUGCUUGUAAUUCAAUUUCUUCAGUGACAAAAAGUGUUAAGCACUUCAUCUAUAUGGGCUGUGAUCUAUUCAGAGCUAAGCACUUUUAAAUUCCACUAAUUUUUUU
Molecule: messenger RNA, 8667 nt
Organism: Ahaetulla prasina
Lineage: Eukaryota; Metazoa; Chordata; Lepidosauria; Squamata; Colubridae
Gene: GREB1
Product: growth regulating estrogen receptor binding 1
Exons: 33
Coding region: 180-5960 (1926 amino acids)
Biological process (GO): multicellular organism development
Source: RefSeq, a predicted model, not a curated record